Molecule: messenger RNA, 2421 nt
Organism: Seriola dumerili (greater amberjack)
Lineage: Eukaryota; Metazoa; Chordata; Actinopteri; Carangiformes; Carangidae
Product: brain-specific angiogenesis inhibitor 1-associated protein 2-like
Exons: 14
Coding region: 61-2088 (675 amino acids)
Biological process (GO): actin crosslink formation; actin filament bundle assembly; plasma membrane organization
Cellular component (GO): nucleoplasm; cytosol
Molecular function (GO): cytoskeletal adaptor activity; protein binding
Source: RefSeq, a predicted model, not a curated record
CGACAGGCGGAGACCAUACAAACGUACAUAGUGGCAGCACAUAUACGCGAGAGAAGAAAAAUGUCUCGAACCGAAGAGGUCAACAAGAUGACAGAAAAUGUCUACAAGGGGAUUUUGGACCAGUUCAACCCCAGUCUGAAGAACUUUGUGACCAUGGGGAAACACUAUGAGAAAGCUCUGACAGGAGUAACCGUGGCUGCCAAGGGGUACUUUGAUGCCCUGGUGAAACUUGGAGAACUGGCGAGUGACAGCCAAGGCUCCAAAGAGCUGGGGGACACACUGUUUCAGAUGGCCGAGGUACACAGACAGAUUCAGGUGCAGCUGGAAGACGUGCUGAAACUGUUUCACUCUGAGCUGCUCGCCCAGUUGGAGCAGAAACUGGAGCUGGACAUCAAAUACCUCACUGCCACUUUAAAGAAGUACCAGAGUGAGCGGAGAUCUAAAUCUGAGUCUAUCGAGCGCUGCCAGUCGCAGCUCAAGAAACUCCGCAGGAAGAGUCAGGGCAGUCGUCACCCGAACAAAUAUGGAGACAGAGAGAUGCAGUUUGUGGAGUUGAUGAGUCGUCGCCAAGGCGAGCUGGACGCGCUGGUCGCCACAGGUUACAGGUCAGCGCUCACUGAGGAGAGGAGACGAUACUGCUUCCUGGUGGACAGACAGUGUUGUGUCACCAAACUGCUCAUCAACUACCACUCCAAGGUGAGAGAGCUUCUGUCUCAGAAACUGUCAUCUUGGCAGCAGUCAUGUUCUCAACCGACAAAACUCCCAGAGCGCGCUCUGAAUCUGCUGCGUCACACUGCGCCUCAAAGCUCAGGGGCUGCUGGGAUAGCCGAGGUUCUCCGGCACACCAAGCUCGGCUCUGCUCAGCCAGAACAGAGGCUCUCUGUUCAGGAAGUCCCUCCUCUGUUGAACGGAGACUCCAGUCGCUCCCAGCAGCAGCAGCGCUCACUCCCCUCCACCUCUCAGAGUGACACCUGUCCUCCUCAGGGUUCCCCCCAGACUUUCCGCACUGCGUCAUCCACUGGAGGAGCUGCUGGAGGUUCUUCACAAGGAGCUUCUCCUCAGCACACCAGCACACCCCUCAGUGCAUCAGCCAGCCCCCUCCCUGACAGCAGCGCCAGCGGCAGCGUCAGCAUCAGCCCGGCUGCAUCCACUCCCUCCACGUCCAGUGGCUCGGCCCAGCAGAGCUCUCUCCUCCUGGCCACCAACACGUCCAACCUCUCCCCGAGCCUCAUCCCCUCCACUGUGAUGUCGCUCAGCCAGAUCUCCCCUACCAGCAGCUCCUUGCAUGGCAUGACCCUCCCCAUCGCUCACAGUGCUCCGCACAGUGCUCCUCACAGUCCUCCGCUGCCUCACAGCGCGCCUCUCUCCAGGGCCAUGACUCCUGUGCAGCUACUGCACCAGCAGGUGGGACCAGGAGGGAGCAACACUUCAUCACCAUCACAUAAUCCCUGGCUGUUGAAGACUGCAGACAUGUGCGCUACAGCAACACUCCCCCUGCCGAGGAGACCUGUCAGUGAAAUGAGGCUGGGUGGCUUUCAGGGCUCCAGUCUUCCCAGGAUGCUGCCCUUAUCUGGACCUACACGUGUGGAAGCCAUGUUUCCUCACGCUCCAGGAGCAUCGGAGGGCGGAGGAGUAGGGGGUGGGGCUUGCUUACUGCACUUCCAGCCUGGCGACAACAUCGCCCUGCUCAUCUCUGAGCCCAGAGAUGGGUGGCACUAUGGUCAAAAUGAACGGACUGGACGGAAAGGCUGGUUCCCUUUCUCCUACACUCAGCCACAACACAGCAAGAUGGAUCACCUCGAGAGCUCUCUCUUCUUAUCUAAAGCUAACAGCACCAGUACCGGCCAGCUCGACAAGCUGGUGUCUACAGGUCUCCCAGCCCUCACCCCUGAGUCAGAGGAGGAGCGCUCCCUUCCUCCCCAGAGGGUCAGCACCUUCCGCCCGCGCCCGUACAGCAUGGCCGACAGCAACAAGAUCACCUCAGAACUGACCUCUCCACCACCCUCCCCAACCAGGCCCAAUCCAUUUGCCCAUGUACGACUCAGAAAAACUGUGACCAACGAUCGCUCAGCUCCCAUUAUUGAGUAAGUGGUUGAUUCCCACAGCAGCGAUCCGGUUUCCUGUUCUCUGUCAGUCCUCUGUCAAGCCUCAGGUUGAGUCCUGGAAGCGGCACAUUGGCUCAUGUUGACUCUUUUGAAUAGUACUUUACUUAUAUUUUUUUUGCAGUUUAAUCAAAUACAGAUUGUGUUUCAUGUGCAGGAUUAGAACAUUUUAAAAUCAAAGUAUAAAAGGGUUCAUGUGUAAAGCAUGUUAAAUAUGAUCACUGUCCAUUCACUGUUUAAGGUAGUUAACGGGAGAACGUAGAAGCAGGACCACUGUGAUAUCUGAAAAUUCUGUUUGAGUGAAAUAUGGGCAGUAAAA